This is a messenger RNA of Vitis vinifera (wine grape), 1345 nucleotides long. RefSeq lists its product as uncharacterized. The transcript has a single exon. NCBI's taxonomy places the organism in Eukaryota, Viridiplantae, Streptophyta, Magnoliopsida, Vitales, Vitaceae. Bases 841 to 1161 code for a protein of 106 amino acids. The record is from RefSeq and is a predicted model, not a curated record.
ACGCUGACCUCAUAAAUAAAAAUUAGAAUCAUGCCACUCAAAAUGGUGGGCCGUACAUGGUAUGCACACAACACAGAGGAUCGCGCACUACGGUGUUACCACUUAGCACUUACCACCACCCUUCACACAUGAUACAACCACCAACCCUUCACACAACCACCACAAAGUGGAAACUUCACGCACUGGCAAAAUCUUUUGGGACUGGAGGGUCAGUUCUAACAGAUUUUGGUGGCAUCCGAAUUCUCAAUUAUAGUGAUUGCUUAUUGUCAUCAGAAGUCCAAAAAGAAGAUCCCAAAAUAAUAAUAAUAAUAAGAAGGAAUGUUCAUUGGUUGGUACUUGCGUACGCAUGACCUAGUCGUAGAGUGUAGCGCAGGACAUCCACUAAGCCACAAAAUUCUGGAGCAAUACAGCUGGUACAAACAACGAAAUAUGUAGGAAUAAAAAACCAUGUCAUUGGAUAGAAAUGGUAUGGUAUGGUAUGGUAAAGGUAACGGACUACGCACGAUGUGCCACGUAUGCAUGAUUAAUAUAGAGGAUGGUGAGAUGGGGCAGGUGUCAGAGUCUCUUUGAAAGAUCAAAAAUCGGCGGAUGCACAACAACUGGUGGACACCUACCACUUUCCCAAAGAGACAGAGAAAGCGAAGAUAAGCUCGAAGGUCAGGGACUCAGGGGAGCCAUUUUUAGGACUUCAUUUUCGUAAUUUCAAGACGGUAAUUAAGAGCCCCCCGACAUUCCCAAGGAGAAGCAUCUAUUCUCUAUCUCAUGGUUGCACUCACUCGCGCCCUCAUUCGCUUCACUCUCUAGUCUGUGACGGAAUCAUCGUCGGCGAGACGCAGAGGGAUGGCAAUCUCCGAUGCGGUGGUUGCGAACUUGACGACGAUCUACUUGGUGGCCAUAGCGGCGAUCAAGGCGUACGGAUUGGCCACAGGCCGGAGCUUCAGCGGAGGGUUUGUUCUGGUGACGUCCACCGCCGCGGUGGUUCUCAUCUUGAUUGGGACGCUGGCGUGGGACGUGUCUCGGAAGGCCACGUAUGCUCUGUCACGCGAUCACGUGCACGAGAUGUGCCGCGGCGGCAUCUGUUGGCACGGCGUCGCUGUCAAAUCGUCGGCUUCUCAGGUCCGCUUUCGACUUCCACAGCAACCUCCCAACCUACGCCCGUAAAAUGAUAUCAAAAUAUUGAAUCCUACACCCAACUGCUAAGGUUAAUUUUCCAGACCCUGUAAUAUACGCAAUCUCGCUUCCUCUCCCUCUCUCCCUCUCUUUCCCUGUGAAAUUUUUGCCCUUUUUGAUCCGGAGAACUGAAAUCAUACUGUGUAUAAAUAAUACACCGAAACUGUGUGUUCUA